This is a messenger RNA of Protomyces lactucae-debilis, 1076 nucleotides long. RefSeq lists its product as uncharacterized. The transcript has a single exon. Lineage: Eukaryota; Fungi; Ascomycota; Taphrinomycetes; Taphrinales; Protomycetaceae. The record is from RefSeq and is a predicted model, not a curated record. The coding region runs from base 442 to 693 and encodes 83 amino acids.
CACAUCGUGAAGUGCUCGCGCGUCGUUGCACAGUCUCCACACAAGUUCAUGGCCCAGAUUUCAACCAGCUCAGCACUAGCGCCUGUAUUUAUAGUGAUCUGGUUCUUGUUUUGCUUUCUCUUUUUUUCUGACUAGCAAUAUCCUCGGACUCGGCUUCAUUGACUAUGGCUGCUAUCUGGAAAGUCUCAUCGCUGCACAACAGACCCUAGAGCUUCAGCUUGUUACGCCUCUGCCAUUCGAAAACUCAAAGGGCGCUUGAUUUCCAGCUGCCAACCUUAUCUAUUCAAGACUGACAAUUGACAACAGAUACUCUGCCGCGAGAUGCUUCGCUUUACCCAGUGAAUCAUCUUCCAUUUCUUCUUCACAAGAUUCAGCCACGAUGAACGAGCCGUUCGAGCAGCCUGCCAGUCCUGACGAAGCAGUACAAGCACCGACCAUGACAUGCUUCGUUCAGGUGGUAAUCAGCUGGCCGAGACCAGGCUGACGAGAAAUGAUAUACAGCCACGAUUCGAGCCGGCCUUCUUGCAUACACGUCUAAGCUUAGCACUUAUGACACUGGCAUCCUUCCUGAGUGCGUUGCUCUUGUCUAACCCAGUCUGGUCUCGAAAGAGCCUGACCCGAGCACUCGAUUGCCGAUCUAGCAAUUUCAACGUCUCAAGUAUUGGCCAUGGCUCAACGAGCCACACUUUGUGAGCUCUUUACGGACAGAGCCGAGGCCCUCUUGCGCGAAAUGGACAAGGCUUCAAUCACGAGAUAAGACUUGCUUGGUUAUCUGUCUUCCUAUACGGCACCAGAGACGUUCCUCAUGACUUGCCUAUGGCUUAUGAUCAGCUCCUAUCAUAUCAAUACAUAGUCUCUGUAUUGUUGCAACCGAGAACACAGAAAGUUGUCGUUCUACGUGCCAGCCUAGAGAAGCAGCGCUUGACAUGUCUGUUCCUUGGUGGAGGACUCCUGAAUCACAGCAAGCCUAAGUUGCAACUGUGUCAAUUGACUUUCCAGAAAUGGUAAAGCCCUGAAGUUUAUUGGCUUGAGAAUUCGUCAAAGUCACCCCCAUGCGAUGUUGUCGCCAUUUUAUA